Messenger RNA from Sinocyclocheilus rhinocerous, 1005 nucleotides. Its product is annotated as apelin receptor B-like. The annotation marks the transcript as partial. Gene Ontology annotation, biological process: calcium-mediated signaling; neutrophil chemotaxis; G protein-coupled receptor signaling pathway. The record is from RefSeq and is a predicted model, not a curated record. The transcript has a single exon. Gene Ontology annotation, cellular component: external side of plasma membrane; membrane. Gene Ontology annotation, molecular function: bradykinin receptor activity; C-C chemokine receptor activity; C-C chemokine binding. NCBI's taxonomy places the organism in Eukaryota, Metazoa, Chordata, Actinopteri, Cypriniformes, Cyprinidae.
GGUGCAAGUGUGUGGCUCUCAGAUGUCCGGGUCUCUGCCCUUCCCUUCACCCUCUCCCUUUCCCUCAUGCGACUACAGAGAAUGGUCUGCAACCUGGGUGCUGAUUCCAAGCGUGUACCUCCUGGUGUUUGUCGUGGGCUCCCUGGGUAACGGCUUGGUGCUAUGGGUGUACCUGGACCGCCGAGUGAGAGGCUGUGGGAGGAUUGUAAGCUUUGUCAUGACCCUGCCGUUGUGGGCGGCAUACACAGCGCUGGGCUACCACUGGCCCUUUGGCCAAGUUCUGUGUCAGGUGAGCAGUUACAUUGUGGCACUGAACAUGUAUGCGAGCGUGUUUUCUCUGACUGGGCUCAGCGUGGAGCGUUACUGCGUCAUCACACGAAAGCGUGGCAACGGCUCAAAGCAGGGACGGUCAACCACACGCGCCAAGUGGAUUGUGGGUAGUGUUUGGCUGGCAGCUGGAAUCCUGGCACUUCCUGCUCUGCUUCUGCGGACUGUUAGGGAGGUGGAUUUGGAAGAGGGAGAUGAUGGCGAUGGGCAGGAUGGACAUGCGUCCUCCUGUUUGUGUGACAUGGACUACUCCAGUUUGAUCUCAAGUGAGCUGAACCCAGCAGCUUCUGAGCAGGCAGAGCUGAUGUGGUCAGCAGCUUUAGGAUUAAAAUCAACUCUGCUUGGCUUCCUGUUACCUCUUGUAGUGCUCCUGCUCUGCUAUGGCUGGCUAGGGCGGCUUCUUUCCCGACACUUCAGCCUAGGCCCGCGUCCUGAUCAUACGCGCCAACGCAGGCUCCUCCGGAUCAUCAUCACCCUUGUGCUGGCCUUCUUCCUCUGCUGGCUUCCCUUCCACACCAAUAAGACACUAUCCGCUAUGGUGGAACUGGGCAUUCUUCCCUUUUCCUGCAGUUUCGACCAGUGGUUGGUGGCGGCCCAUCCAUACUCCAUCUGUCUGGGCUAUGUGAACAGCUGUUUAAACCCUCUGCUGUAUGCUUGCUGUGAUCCAGCUUUCCGGAA